UGUGCACCCGUGGACACGUACUCGUACAAUUUCCUCCUGACGAAAGUAAACACCUGUUCGAAGCAGGGCCAGGAAGGCGCCUCGGUUGGUCGUCGAUUCCCCCUACCUAACAAUGGUGAACCGACUUCCCGAGUGCCGCUCUACCGCGCACUUUGCUCGUCCGCGUUUCGUAGUGGCGAGUCCUGCUGGCUGAAAGCGGACAGGUGCGUCCUAUAGGUUCCUUCGUUGACGAGGUGCACGGGCGUGGGGAUCACGAAAAGAAAGAAAACGGAGGAACAGUCGGUUAUAAGGACUCGUCUGCCACGGGAACGCGUAAAAUAAAUAUUCAGGGUGCUUGUCGAUGGUGUCAGGGUUGCUCUGCGCGAUGGGAGCGUCGAAGAAGGGGUUCGUCGCGAGGAAAGGCGGGAAGUGUUCGUUGGAGAAGUUUGAUCGUUGCUGAUGUCGACGAUAGUUUCGUGAUCGAGUUGAGUGAAUGGUGACGAUUUAAGAGGAAUAUUCAGUGGUUGUUGAUACGUGACAAGGACUUGGGGGAACGAGGAGGAACUGGAAGAUCGGAGUGCUCUGGAGAUCAUCGUAUGCUUCUUGUGAUGCAUCUGCCGGUGCUGGGACCGGUGAAGGAUGUCCUUGGAUCGCCAUGAGACCCAACAUUCUGAGGAUCCUGCCAAUCCUGUGCUGCACGGCGCAUUUACACGGCCAAUUGAUCCGUGACGCGCGAUGCUUCCUGGAGAACGGUGCCACCGCUGCGCAUCUCUUCGUCAGCGAAGACCUGCCUGUCGGUGACACCGCGGGCGUUCUGGGGGUCUUAGGUGACCCUGGACCUCAAGGGGACAUCGAGCUCAGGCUCCAGGAGAUCGACAGUCCUGUGACAUUUGCAGCGUACUCGAAGAACCUGAGUCUGAUCAGACCUUUGGACAAGGAGGGCGUUGAUGGACCAGCUAGUGUCUACGUGAACGUCAUCUGCGAGAGGAAACACACCUUGGACCCUGGGUUCGUCAUACCGGUUAAUAUUCGCGUGACUGACGCCAACGACAAUGCCCCGCAGUUCGUGAAUGCGCCUUACGUGCUCAACAUCUCAGAGGUCACUGUAGUUGGUACGAGGGUGCUUCAAGGAGUAAGGGCAGUGGAUGCUGAUCAGCCAGGACCUUUUUCUACCGUACAGUAUGCCGUCCUUCCAGGACCUCAUUCGGACUAUUUCGUCUUCGUGAACGCUUUAGAAGGUACUCUGGUUUUGAGAAAGCCAUUGGAUUACGAAAUCCUUGCUAAUUUCUCCGUCAAUAUCCGAGCACAAGAUCAGGGUAACCCGCCCAAAUCAUCAACCACAACCCUCCACGUGAACGUGAUCGACGCCGAUGAUCAGAAUCCUGCCUUCCAAACCGACCAAUACAAAAUUGUCGUGCCUCGACAGAUAAAAACGGUACAACUGAGGAGGGUAUUAAAAGUGGAUCCAGCUCCGAUAAAGGCUGUGGAUCAAGACGUGGGCAUCAACGCUCCAGUUAAAUACACGAUCCAAGGCGGAAUUCUGCCAUUCCUCACCCUGAACCCUGAAACCGCCGAGGUCGCCAUAACGCGUCCUCUGUACGAGCACGAACUCCUAUCUCCAGCGACAAUCGUCGUAAAGGCUACACAGGUGGAUAAUCCAGACAAAUACGCUCUUUCAACGAUAGUCGUUUCACGCGAGAGCGACUGGAACGUGGAACCCACCGCAGGUGGAAGAUUGCCUGUCAGAUUCGUACGACGAGAUCAUCAGACGAGCAUCCCUGAAAACACACCACCUGGGAGCGUUUUAUUAACGACAGGCGUGAACAAAGUGGAUUCCAAUUUAAGGUUUUGGCUGGUUGGGGCGAUCGAAGAUCUGGAGAGAUUCUCCAUCACCAAUUCUGGCGAACUGAUCUUGAAGGGCACCUUGGAUUACGAGAGGAGGGUCCAGCACAGCUUCCUGGUCCGCGUCACUGAUGGCCAUCAUAACGACACGUCGCGAGUGAAUGUCUCCGUCGAGGAUGUAAACGAAUGGGAACCCCGAUUUCGACAUCCCAGAUACGAAUUUCACGCUGCAACCUUGAAGGAGGGAUCCAUUGUUGGGAAAUUGGAGGCUGCUGAUGGGGACAGGGACGACAAGGUCAGUUUGUCCCUCAGGGGCCCCGAUGCAAGGUCUUUCGAGAUACGUGACAGUGGGGAGUUGAUCCUUAGAUCAUCAGCGAGUAUCAAUGGGACCUUGGCGCGAUUGGUAGCAGUGGCUUCCGACUCAGGACGUCCUCCAAGAUCGAGCAUGAUCCCAGUGAUCGUGCACAUACCCAACAGUGGCUCACUACCGGUCGCUGCCAGAGCUGCACCUGCUUGGCUAGGCAGCAGCGUCCUCCUGGUCGCUGUCUUCGGUGCAGUCUUGGGUCUCCUCGGGGUCAUUAUACUUGUGUUAAUUUUGUACAUAUAUAAACAUAAGAGACCAAAAGCCAGCGGAUCUGUAAGCUCUGUUGGAACUGGGUACCGCGAGAAAUCGCCUAUUCCCUCUGCCCUGAGCUCGACUCCUCAGGUCCUCGGGGCAAAUAUGCUCCAAGACACCCUGGAAGCCUCCUGCAGGGGCAAUCGUUCCGAGGGCGCGCACAGCAUCGACGAAAACGACGAGGAGGCUGACGGAAACGAUCCUAACGACGACGAUCACGUCGACCAAGCAAACGUCGAUGAUAGCAAUCACGGAGAAAUGAGAGAGACGACUAACGACGGCGAGGACAUCGACAAUCCUGUCUUCGGGGCAAGGAACUCUUACAGUGCCACGAUUAAAAGUUUAUCGUCGGCUAGACAAGUGCCUUUGUAUGCGAGGCAUAAAGUAGCUCCAGCUCCAAAUCCUCCGGGUUUAUCAGCCACGUCGAACAUCCCCAACAUCGGGGGGUUGGUCCAGAACAUGAACGACCUGAGCGCGAAGACUAAUUUUAACACAGGCUCUCGCGAAUCUUCCAGUUACUCCGCGGAUCUUCCAGACUCGUUGGUGCCUGCCUGGCCUGCUUGCUCUGUCUCUCAGAGGGUCAAGAAACUGUCCUGGGACGACGACGAUAGGACAGUGGACAGCGUCGAAGUAGCUGCUGAAACGAGAUCCAGAAACAGCCAAUCGGGGACUGAACGACUCAAUCUCACCGUCUACUUCUAAUUUAUGCGCGAAACGAAAGACUGAAGAACGAUUCACUCGUGCAUAGCUGCCUUGCGCUACACCGGAGUUUCCCAAACUGUUUUUGAUAAUGGCACACUUUUUAUCGCAGUACAUAUUUUAAUUAGACUUAUUGAUUAUAGUAAUUAUGACCGUAAUACAAGUUACAAUUAGACUGAGGAUUUUAUGAAUUUAUUUCGUACAGUAAUAUAGAAAACAUACGAAAAAUAUACAUGAUGUAUGUUAAAUAUAAUCUAUUAAUUCAUAUAAUAAUUUAAUGAGUGUACAUACGAUGUAUGGCAUGUAUUUGUCGUAUUAGCUUGUGUGAUAAAUACGUAAAAUUCGCAGUCCAGUUGUAACUUUAAAGAAAAACAGUUUGGGAGGCACCAUUGUCAUUGCCAGACUCUAAAUAAAUUUUUAACACUAUGUACAUAUCAAAUGUAUAGUUGUUUACACGAUAGUUGUUUCAUUAAAAACGUGCAGAGAAUCAAACAGCUCGCAGUAUUUCAAUCCCUUCGUCUGGACUACAGUCGACGCAAAUUCUUCUCAGUCAAAGGGUUAAGGAGACGAUGAGUUCCGUUCUACAGAGAGAUUUGUUUA
Molecule: messenger RNA, 3736 nt
Organism: Hylaeus anthracinus
Lineage: Eukaryota; Metazoa; Arthropoda; Insecta; Hymenoptera; Colletidae
Gene: Cad96Cb
Product: protocadherin-like wing polarity protein stan
Exons: 18
Coding region: 635-3139 (834 amino acids)
Biological process (GO): homophilic cell-cell adhesion
Cellular component (GO): membrane
Molecular function (GO): calcium ion binding
Source: RefSeq, a predicted model, not a curated record